Messenger RNA from Mytilus californianus (California mussel), 267 nucleotides. RefSeq names its product insulin-like growth factor-binding protein complex acid labile subunit. Lineage: Eukaryota; Metazoa; Mollusca; Bivalvia; Mytilida; Mytilidae. The record is from RefSeq and is a predicted model, not a curated record. Gene Ontology annotation, molecular function: protein binding. Bases 1 to 267 code for a protein of 88 amino acids. The transcript is spliced from 3 exons.
AUGAUAGAAAGAAUUCCGACAACAACAUUCAAUAACACGAGUAAUCUAUUUGAGUUAAAUUUAUCUUGGAACCGACUUGUAUAUCUACAAGAAGGAACUUUUGAUGGUCUCCAAAGUCUUCAGAAAUUAUUUCUUAACGGGAAUUAUUUAAACUACAUAAAAAUAAAUCUAAGCCACAACAAGUUUACGGAUGUUACUAUCGAUCUUUCUCAUCUUGUUAAUUUAGAAAGACUUGAUUUAUCAUACAAUAACAUCAGUGCACAUUGA